Messenger RNA from Misgurnus anguillicaudatus (oriental weatherfish), 1961 nucleotides. It is a transcript of the gene tmem255a, whose product is annotated as transmembrane protein 255A. The record is from RefSeq and is a predicted model, not a curated record. Lineage: Eukaryota; Metazoa; Chordata; Actinopteri; Cypriniformes; Cobitidae.
UGCGCAUGCGCAUUGCAGUGUUUCGUGCGGCGCAGCUCAGGCUCGGUUGAAAGAAAGGAUGAGGACAGCAGCGGAUUCAUGAACACGCACAGAUGCUGAUGAGAGACUCGCUGAUCAACGGAAGACGACGCAUGGUGUCAGAGAAUGCCACGGCAAACCGAGACUUUACAUUUAUUCACUUUAAAGGAAGGCCUAUUUACUAGGUUGUUUGUUUUUGACUUGAAGUCGUAAGUGCAGCUAAUGCUGCAUAUCCUCAAAUUAAAAUGCCAGCGGGGCUGAAUGCGCAAGGCAGCGGUAUACCUACUUCAGAUACGACGGGGUCAUUUAAGAGGAGGAAAAGAAAGUCAAUCAUUGUAACAGGGAUGCUUCUUAUUGUAUCCAUACUUAUCCUAAUCUUUGGGCUGGCUGCUACCACUAGGACACAAAACAUCACCGUGGGUGGCUACUAUCCAGGAGUCAUUCUUGGCUUCGGAUCGUUUCUUGGAAUCAUCGGCGCCCAUUUGAUAGAGAAUAAGAGGCAGAUGCUGGUGGCCUCCAUUGUGUUUAUCAGCUUUGGCGUGGUGGCCGCCUUCUGUUGCGCUAUUGUGGACGGAGUUUUCGCUGCAAGACAUAUAGACCUGAGACCUCUGUAUGCUGGCCGUUGUGAAUAUUAUUCAGGCGGAGCAUCAUUUGAUAUAGAUGUCCACUGUAUGACUGCAUCUCGGGUCUCCUGUAACCUGCGCGUGAAGAGCAACACCUGCUACUGCUGUGACCUUUACAACUGUGGCAAAGAGCAUCCUCUUAUGGGACUUCAGAAUAAAGAGGUUUUGAAAAAAUUUAGGAAAUCCUCCAUGAUUUGGAACCGAGUGGAGCUGCGAGGAGGAUACCAUGAGUACACAGAGGUCCGAAGCUGCCAGGAUGUCGUGCAUCUUUACCAUCUGCUGUGGUCUGCUACUAUCCUCAAUGUCAUUGCACUGUUUCUGGGCAUCAUCACAGCAGCGGUUCUAGGUGGCUUUAAGGACAUGAUGCCGUCAGCAGCACCAGAUUCCUGUGAGCCAGAACCUCUCCCUAUACCUCCACCCCCAGCGAGCCCUGGACCCACCGCCUCCAAUAACUCUUUUUACAACACUGCCCCCUGCUUACCUCCAUACACUGCCUAUGACCUUCAGGGCGCCAGCCUGUUUCCUGACUCUUCAGGCCUGUCUGAUGAUUCCCAGUCUGGAGCCAGUCACAUGUGGCCAACUAUGAUCCCACCUCGGUAUUCUCCUCCCUAUUACCCACCCGAUGAGAAGCCCCCUCCAUACAGCCCCUAAGGGACCAACCUGAGGAUCAAAACCACAUGGGCAUCUUUGGAUAUUAGUGUCGGAAAUCACGAACAAUUUUGCAGAGGAGCCUCUUCAAAUAGAGACGUCUCAUCUGCGCCGUUGGUUAGAAAGGGAAUCACCGAGACUACAGCAUUAACCACAAGCAUUCAUCAUCAUAGAGCAGAUGUAAUAUGCUACAUUAAAUCUUGAGAAGAGUUGUCCACGUCUACAAACCUGAUGUGUAAAAUAUUCAUGCUAUAUAUAGGCUCUGUUCAAGAGGCCUAUCUAGCCUCACUAUGAGAUCAAGACUGUUCACAGAUAAGCCUUAAAAAAAAAACAUGUCUGCUUCCUGUACAGUUCUCUUCUUAUUAGUGCCGUUCUGUCAUCCUCUCAAUGUGAACGUCUCCCUUUCAAAGUGGCACUAAGUGUCGGUUCUGCAUCUCCUCUGCUGUUUCAGCAUGAGGAUGAAUCUAAUAUCUUACCUUGCAAUUGAUUUUGCACUUUAAUGUCUUCAGAUUUUACUGUAUUCACAGUUCUAUUACUUGAGUUAUUUUUAACUGUUUUCGGCAGCUAGAUUGCAAAGAACUACUGUACAUAUAUUAAGGCUGAAUCUUACUUCUAGAUUAAGAUCUAACCUUUAAUAUGUGGCGUUUCUUUUGCAUCGAGUCAAGCACACAA